Molecule: messenger RNA, 1725 nt
Organism: Spodoptera exigua (beet armyworm)
Lineage: Eukaryota; Metazoa; Arthropoda; Insecta; Lepidoptera; Noctuidae
Source: the annotation of a GenBank genome assembly
GAUCGACGAAAACUGUCGUGUUAAGACAGCGAAAUGGCGCCGUUUGUCGACGACACCGUUUACGUGGAUUGGAGCACUCGUAUCGUUUUCUACGCACUGGUAGCGGUUGUGUCUGGUCUAUGGAUGAUACAUAGAUGGCAGCAGCAAUCCAGAUUAUUUAGGUUGGGCAACGUUUUGCCAGGUCCUGAAGCUGUACCGUUUUUCGGCAACGCUCUCCUCGCUUUGGGAAAAAAACCUGAUCAAUUGGUAAAUGUCGCUCUUGAAUAUGCUGAAAGAUAUGGCACAGUAAUCCGAGGUUGGCUUGGCACCAAAUUGAUAGUUUUCUUGCUGGAUCCCGAGGAUAUUGAGGUCAUACUCAACAGUCAAGUUCACAUCGACAAAGCUCCUGAAUACCGAUUCUUUAAACCAUGGCUUGGAGAAGGUCUUCUUAUUAGUACUGGAAACAAAUGGCGAUCUCACCGAAAAAUGAUAGCUCCAACGUUCCACAUCAACAUUCUGAAAUCGUUCGUUGGAGUAUUCAACCAAAACAGUAAGCAUGUCGUCGAAAAACUGAGAAAGGAGGUUGGAAAAACAUUUGACGUUCAUGACUACAUGAGCACUGCUACUGUGGAUAUUUUGUUAGAAACUGCAAUGGGUAUCACAAGAAAAACUCAAGAUGAAUCAGGUUUUGACUAUGCGAUGGCUGUUAUGAAGAUGUGUGACAUUAUUCAUCAAAGGCACUACAAAUUCUGGCUACGAUUUGACACAAUAUUCAAAUUCAGCUCUUUCUUUGAAAAACAAAAACAGCUUCUGGGUAUUAUACAUGGACUUACGACGAAGGUGAUUAAAAAUAAGAAACAAACAUACUUUGAGAACAAAGAUAAAGGCAUCAUACCACCAACGCUGGCAGAACUGACGAGAAAUGAAGAAGAUGGAAGUCUUCUAGCAAAUGAUGCUAAAUCACUUUCUGAUGCGGUUUUCAAAGGCUACCGUGAUGACUUAGAUUUCAAUGAUGAGAAUGAUGUUGGCGAAAAGAAACGACUGGCUUUCUUGGAUCUCAUGAUUGAGUCAGCUCAAAAUGGCACUCAUCAGUUAACUGACCAUGAAAUCAAAGAAGAAGUGGAUACUAUUAUGUUUGAGGGUCACGAUACUACAGCCGCUGGUUCCAGUUUCGUCCUAUGUCUACUGGGUAUCUACAAAGAUGUUCAAGCAAAGGUUUACAACGAAUUGUACGAUAUUUUCGGUGAUUCUGACAGACCAGCCACUUUUGCCGACACUUUGGAAAUGAAAUACCUCGAAAGAGUCAUCCUGGAAACUUUGAGGUUGUACCCACCAGUACCAGUCAUCGCAAGGAAACUGAACAGCGAUGUUAACAUUGUCACCAACAACUACCUCAUCCCUGCUGGCACUACGGUUGUUAUCGGAACGUACAAGGUCCAUCGCAGCCCCAAACAUUACAAGGACCCUGACACCUUCAACCCUGACAACUUCCUACCUGAGAACAUGGCCAACAGGCACUACUACAGCUACAUACCAUUCAGCGCCGGACCCAGGAGUUGUGUCGGUCGCAAAUACGCCUUGCUGAAGCUAAAGAUUUUGCUGUCCACAAUUUUGAGAAACUACGAAUGCACAUCCAGUGUACCUGAGAAAGACUUUAAACUCCUUGGAGACAUUAUUUUGAAAAGAUCAGACGGAUUUAGACUCCAGAUCGAACCCAGGAUAAGGAAACCAACAAAUGUUGCAUAG